Pseudocercospora fijiensis CIRAD86 is the source of this 351-nucleotide messenger RNA. RefSeq lists its product as uncharacterized. Bases 1 to 351 code for a protein of 116 amino acids. The transcript has a single exon. NCBI's taxonomy places the organism in Eukaryota, Fungi, Ascomycota, Dothideomycetes, Mycosphaerellales, Mycosphaerellaceae. The record is from RefSeq and is a predicted model, not a curated record.
AUGCCCUUGUUCCCGCGCAGAGGCCUUGUGCCCGCACAGCGACUGUACGCCCUCCACCAACGUCGCACAUUUCUCGGCCUCCAGCGAACACCAGCACCUUCGCCGAAGCAGAUGCGCCUACUCGUGCUUCAAGGACUCGGAGUCGUGCUUCUUGCCGACCUGGCCAUUGCCACAGCCCAGGGCGAACCUACGACCGUACGAUCCGUUGCUCAAAGCGCCGGCUUCUGGAAGCAACCUCCUCCUCUCCACCACGCCCACCAUGCGCGCGACGACAGGCACAUGCUCCAAGCCGACCAUGCUGUCGGUGGCACGACUGUAAAGACCAAUCCACUUCGGAACAGCGUUGGAUGA